AUGCCCUUCUCAAUCUUCUCUUUCAAUCUCUUUCCCUUCGUUGAAGAAACCCAGUUUUUGUCUCACCUUCACUUCCCUUCUGCGGAUAUUUUAACAUCAAUCACAUCACCACCACCACCACCACCACCACCACCGCCACAAUGCCAUUCCCUCAAACCCCGUAAAAGAGUAAUGAAUCGCACUUCUGUUUGUAAAUCUGUCUUUCUUUUGACUAGUGGUGAUAGUUUAGAGACUUUUAGGAAAUCCCAUUUGGUUGAUGAGGAUGAAGUUUAUUGGAAACGAAAGAAGAGUAGUGAAGAGUUGGAAUGGUCACAUAAUUCCACUCACGUUAUUUCGCAGUUAACUCAAUGUUUUGCUAAUGCUAUGGUUGGACCACGUUCAUGGCUAGCAGGGCUCUUUACUCGCUCAUAUAAACGCAAUGACAAAGUUCUUGACUUCUGCCUGACUCCUCAUCUGGAACUAAGACUACAAAAGCUUCAAGAACGAAUGAGAGCACCUUUUGAUGAGACACGCCCUGAUCAUCAAGAAGCUCUCAGAUCAUUGUGGAAUGCAGCUUUUCCAGAUAUUCCUCUGAAAGGCUUGAUAUCUGAGCAGUGGAAAGACAUGGGUUGGCAAGGUGCUAAUCCAUCAACUGACUUCAGGGGUUGCGGUUUUAUUUCUCUUGAGAACUUGCUGUUUUUUUCAAGAACUUAUCCGGCAUCUUUUCGUAGGUUAUUGUUCAAGCAGGGUGGGCAGCGAGCUACUUGGGAAUACCCGUUUGCUGUUGCUGGCAUUAAUGUUUCGUUUAUGUUGAUCCAGAUGUUGGAUUUACAGUCAGAAAAACCAAGAUGUCUUCCAGGAGUCACUUUUGUUAAAUUACUAGGAGAAGAUGAGUCUGCCUUUGAUGUACUAUUCUGUAUAGCUUUUGAAAUGAUGGAUGCUCAGUGGCUUGCAAUGCGUGCUUCUUACAUGGAGUUCAAUGAGGUUUUACAAGUAACAAGAACACAGUUGGAGAGGGAGCUAUCUUUAGAAGACGUACAUCGAAUAAAAGAUUUACCAGCAUACAACCUGUUGACAGUACUGGGGUUUUCAUUCAUAGGUUUUGUUGACUCAACCAGAAGUUAUGGAAGAUUUGAUUUGCAUAUAACAUUAGCCCUUGGCUGUGUCCCUGUGUCCAACAGCAUCUUGUUUGCCAUGGUUUCCACUUUUGAGUCAGAGAGGAGAGGUUCAAGGGGAUUAGGAUGGGACUUUGUAUAG
Messenger RNA from Dovyalis caffra, 1236 nucleotides. Lineage: Eukaryota; Viridiplantae; Streptophyta; Magnoliopsida; Malpighiales; Salicaceae. The record is from the annotation of a GenBank genome assembly.